GCGUGCUAUGUAUGUAUGCUACGCCUGGGAAAUUUGUCCGCGGACAGCUAGCUAUCAAUCCACGUACCGUAAAUGAGCUUCCCCAGACCGAAGAGAAACAUGGUGUCCUUUUAGCGGCCGGCGGUGGGUUAUCUGCGCAUGGAUGGGGAGUUGUCUGGAGUAAGGCGACCGCUCUCGCGUCUGAUGCGAGGGUGUAGCGGCGUGUGGGAGGGCGUGGUUGAGUGAAGAAGUGAGGAAUGCGGUGUGAACGGGGAAAAGUUGACAACAGGAAAUUGAACAUGUGGUGACGACACUCCUUUUGUUUUCUGCCGCCAACAACAAACCUCAGCUCCUCGUUGGGAUAGAGAUAACCACCACAGGAACAGACAAUGGCGAGACUGACAGACUGGUUUCUGCUCUCACUCUUUCCGGCGCUCGUCCUCCUCCACCUCUACGUUUCCCCCUAUACAAAGGUCGAGGAAUCCUUCAAUAUCCAAGCGAUCCACGACAUCCUAACUUACGGGAUUCCGUCCAAGAAUGUGGCCAACAGGCUCCGCGCACAAUACGAUCAUUUCUCCUUCCCCGGCGCCGUCCCGCGCACCUUUGUCGGGGCGUUGGCUGUCGCGGGCACAGCAAAGCCAAUUCUAUGGGUCAAUUCGCAGCUUGAUAGACAAUUAGUAGUGCGCGGCGUGGUGGGAUGCUUUAAUGCGCUUGUACUUAUCUCUUACGCCAGGGGAGUUCGGCGGGCAUUCGGCAAGAAUGUUGCGGUCUGGUAUAUUUUAUUCCAAGCCAGUCAGUUCCAUGUCAUGUAUUAUGCCUCUCGAACCCUUCCGAACAUGUUUGCUUUCGGUAUCACCACGUUUGCAUUCCGAUAUCUCCUCCCCGAGCCCGCCUCAACAGUACAAGACGUCCAAUCCCGCAAGAGGUGCCGUCUCUCCCUCUACCUCCUCACCAUCACAGGCAUCAUUUUCCGCUCAGAAAUCGCCCUCCUCCUCGCAACCACAACAAUCCACCUCUGGGCCAAAAAUCGCAUAUCAUUCCGCAGCGAGAUUCUCCCCGCCGCCAUAUCCGGCCUAACAAUCGGCCUCCUCACCACAAUCACCACCGACUCUAUCUUCUGGCAAAAGUUCCCCCUCUGGCCUGAACUCGCCGCCUUCAAAUACAACGUCGUCUCCGGCCACGCUUCCGCCUGGGGCACCUCCCCCUGGCACUUCUACCUCACAAACGCCCUCCCCCGUCUCUUCCUCAACCCCAUAACCUACGCUCUCUGCAUCCCGCUCUCCAUCCUCCAGCCUGCCACCCGCCGUACAGCAACCUCCCUACUCUUGCCCGCCAUAUCCUACAUAUUCCUCUACAGCCUCCAACCGCACAAAGAAUGGCGCUUCAUCCUCUAUACAAUCCCGCCCAUAACUACCGCCGCCGCCCUCGGCGCCUCCUACAUCUGGACCCACCGCACAAAAACCCACAUCCUCUACCCCCUUCUCGCAACCCUCCUCUGCCUAUCCACCCUAACCACAUUCGUUCUCUCCACCUUCCUCCUCCUCCCCAUCUCCGCCGCAAAUUACCCGGGCGCAUACGCCCUGAAGGCUCUACAUAAUAACCACCCUUAUAACAAUAUUAAGAAUAAUUCCACCCGCCUCGCAGACCAACAAACCAUCUCCGUCCACCUAGAUAACCUCGCCUGUCAAACAGGCGUAACCCGCUUCCUACAGAAACCCCCGCCGAAAUCACCGCUCAUCAUCCUCCCCGGGUCCCCUGAUGGGAGGUAUCCGGAGCUCCGGAGCGGGGAGCAGAGGUGGGUGUAUGAUAAGACAAGUGCGGGCAGUGUUAUAGAAAUGGAGAAGGCGAGGGUGGAGAGGUUUUGGGCAAGUUUUGAUUAUUUGCUUGUCGAGGUUGGGGAUGGUGAUGGUGAUGGUGAGAGUGAUCGUGAUAGACCUGGUCGAUGGGAGGUUGUUGAUGAGAUUACUGGGUUUGGAGGGGUGAGGAUUUUGAGGCCUGGUGAAGGGGAGGUUAGUGGAGGGUUUGAGGAGGAGAUUUUAGGGAAGGUGUUUGGUGGGAAGGCUGUAGAUGGUUGGAGGUGGGUUAAGGGGUUCGGGAGGAAGUAUGUUACAAGGGGCUGGUGGGUGGAGGUGCGCAUCGUGCCGAAGAUUAGGGUUUUGAGGCGUGUUUUGUGAUUCGAUAUUUUGUUUUCUUUUAGUUUUAGGAUUUUCGGGAUUAGAUUUGUUUCUCUGGUUUAUAUACCUGGGGUAUUCAUGCUAUUCUAUGCUGGGACUAACUUGGUUGUUUGUUCUUUUCAUUUGGGGGGGGUGAUUUAAUAAUGACCCUCUAAUGGGAGGAAGUUAAGCUCUUCGCUCUGGGGGAUUGUCUAGGGUAUAUUGAGCAAAGAAAAGAAACAAAAAGGGAUAAUAAACAUAUAGAGUGUGACGAAAACGAGUAACGCAAGGUCGCCUUUAUGAGAUGAAUCUCAUGCAUUAUUUUGAAAUAUCACGAGGUAGAUGAGAUAGAUGCCUAGCAACAUCAAUAAAAAAAGAACAACGAAGAAUCCAACCCAAAAU
Blastomyces dermatitidis ER-3 is the source of this 2534-nucleotide messenger RNA. RefSeq names its product alpha-1,6-mannosyltransferase subunit. Gene Ontology annotation, biological process: protein N-linked glycosylation. The record is from RefSeq and is a predicted model, not a curated record. The transcript has 4 exons. Gene Ontology annotation, molecular function: alpha-1,6-mannosyltransferase activity. Gene Ontology annotation, cellular component: endoplasmic reticulum membrane. Bases 369 to 2153 code for a protein of 594 amino acids. Lineage: Eukaryota; Fungi; Ascomycota; Eurotiomycetes; Onygenales; Ajellomycetaceae.